Acomys russatus (golden spiny mouse) is the source of this 1056-nucleotide messenger RNA. It is a transcript of the gene Atoh1, whose product is annotated as atonal bHLH transcription factor 1. The coding region runs from base 1 to 1056 and encodes 351 amino acids. Gene Ontology annotation, molecular function: protein dimerization activity. The transcript has a single exon. NCBI's taxonomy places the organism in Eukaryota, Metazoa, Chordata, Mammalia, Rodentia, Muridae. The record is from RefSeq and is a predicted model, not a curated record.
AUGUCCCGCCUGCUGCAAGCAGAAGAGUGGGCUGAGGUGAAAGAGUUGGGGGACCACCAUCGCCAUCCCCAUUCGCACCACCUCUCGCAGCUGCCGCCACAGCCACCUGCUACCCUGCAGACAAGAGACCAUCCUGUCUACCCGGCGGAGCUGUCCCUCCUAGACAGCACCGACCCACGCGCCUGGCUGACUCCCACUUUGCAGGGCCUCUGCACGGCACGCGCCGCCCAGUGUCUGCUGCAUUCUCCAGAGCUGGGUGCCUCCGAGGCCGCAGCGCCCCGGGACGAGGUUGACGGCCAGGGUGAGCUGGUAAGGAGGAGCGGCUGCGGCAGCCUCAGCAAGAGCCCGGGGCCAGUGAAAGUAAGGGAACAGCUGUGCAAGCUGAAAGGCGGGGUUGUUGUGGACGAACUAGGCUGCAGCCGCCAGCGAGCCCCUUCCAGCAAACAGGUGAAUGGGGUGCAGAAGCAGAGGCGGCUGGCAGCAAACGCCAGAGAGAGGCGCAGGAUGCACGGGCUGAACCACGCCUUCGACCAGCUGCGCAACGUUAUCCCGUCCUUCAACAACGACAAGAAGCUGUCCAAGUAUGAGACCCUGCAGAUGGCCCAGAUCUACAUCAACGCCCUAUCAGAGUUGCUGCAGACUCCCAGUGUCGGAGAGCAGCCACCGCCGCCAGCGGCCUCCUGCAAAAAUGACCACCAUCACCUUCGCGCCGCCGCCUCCUAUGAAGGGGGUGCGGGAGCCACCUCGGCAGCUGGGGCUCAGCCAGCUCCGGGAGGGGGCCCAAGACCUACCCCGCCCGGGGUUUGCCGGACUCGCUACUCCACCCCAGCUUCCGCCGGGAGUUACUCGGUGCAGCUGGACGCUUUGCACUUCCCAGCUUUCGAGGGCCGGGCCCUAACAGCGAUGAUGGCACAGAAGGACCUGUCGCCUUCGCUGCCCGGGGGCAUUCUGCAGCCAGUACAGGAGGACAGUAGCAAAACGUCUCCCAGGUCCCACAGAAGCGAUGGAGAGUUUUCCCCCCACUCUCAUUACAGUGAUUCUGAUGAGGCCAGUUAG